Messenger RNA from Pectinophora gossypiella (pink bollworm), 6099 nucleotides. It is a transcript of the gene PIP5K59B, whose product is annotated as phosphatidylinositol 4-phosphate 5-kinase type-1 alpha. The transcript has 15 exons. Gene Ontology annotation, biological process: phosphatidylinositol metabolic process. NCBI's taxonomy places the organism in Eukaryota, Metazoa, Arthropoda, Insecta, Lepidoptera, Gelechiidae. The coding region runs from base 189 to 2894 and encodes 901 amino acids. Gene Ontology annotation, molecular function: phosphatidylinositol kinase activity. The record is from RefSeq and is a predicted model, not a curated record.
AUGAGUGGUCGUGUCAGACGGAUGCUUCAGGCGAGCAUUUUUCGCGAAAAUUUAAUUGAUUUCUCAUAAUUAAAUUACUGUGAAUCAUUGUGUUAGCAAUGCAAGUGUGAUGUGAGCCAUGCGAAUUAUUUUUGUGCAGACAUUCACUCGAAAGACUUCAAAAUAGGGGGUGUUACAGGAAAACAAAAAUGGCUUCGGGCGACAGUGAUCAAAUAGAAGUUAUGGAUAGUUCUGUGGCAAAAAAGACGGAAAAUGCAGCCGGAAUGUCUACCUCGGAGGACGAUGAUCGUGAUAGGACUUCGAUCGCGGAGAAAAAUGUACCGUACGAUCCAGCGGUGGGCCCCCUGGGGGCAGCGGGCAAGAUCCACAAGUCGGACCGCAAGAUCGGGCACCGGCGCGUCGGCGAGGGUGGGGAGAUCACAUACAAGAAGAUCCAGUCGUCACAGAUCAUGGGCUCCAUACAGCUUGGUAUCCAGCACGCAAUAGGAGGCCUAGCAUCGAAACCGGAGCGCGACCUGCUGAUGCAGGACUUCAUGACCGUGGAGACGACCAACUUCCCGCACGAGGGCUCGAACCACACUCCCGCGCACCACUACUCCGAGUUCAAGUUCAAGACGUACGCGCCGAUAGCCUUCAGAUACUUCCGCGACCUCUUCGGCAUCCAGCCCGAUGAUUUCCUGAUGUCGAUGUGCAGCGCUCCACUGCGGGAGCUGAGCAACCCCGGCGCGUCUGGAAGCAUCUUCUACCUGACCAAUGAUGACGAGUUCAUCAUCAAGACGGUGCAGCACAAGGAGGGCGAGUUCCUCCAGAAGCUGCUGCCCGGAUACUACUUGAAUCUCGACCAGAACCCGCGCACGUUACUACCAAAGUUCUUCGGCCUGUACUGCUACCAGUGCAACAGCAAGAAUGUACGGCUGGUCGCUAUGAACAACAUCCUGCCCUCAUCCGUCAAGCUGCACCAGAAGUACGACCUCAAGGGGUCCACUUACAAGAGGAAGGCGAACAAGUCGGAGCGCCAGAAGAGCUCCCCGACGUACAAGGACCUGGACUUCAUGGAGCACCACUCCGAGGGCAUCUUCCUCGAGGCGGAUACAUACACUGCUCUCAUCAAGACCAUGCAGCGCGACUGCCGCGUGCUCGAGAGCUUCAAGAUAAUGGACUACUCGCUGCUGGUGGGCAUCCAUAACCUGGAUGAGGCGGCGCGCGAGAAGGCGGAGGCCCGCAAGGCGGACGCGGCGCGCGCCUGCGACGACACUGGAGAGCCCAACAAGACGCAGCUCAACAGGAGCAGGUCAGACCAGGAAGACUUCCAGGCACAAGUGAAAAGAACACAGUCAAUAAACCGCCAGCGGCUGGUGGCACACUCCACUGCAAUGGAGAGUAUUCAAGCUGAAAGUGAACCUAUUGAUGAAGAGGAGGACGUCCCGCCGGGCGGUAUUCCAGCGCGGAACGCGCGCGGCGAGCGUCUACUCUUAUUCCUGGGAAUCAUAGACAUCCUGCAGUCGUACCGGCUGCGGAAGAAGCUGGAACACACCUGGAAAUCCAUGAUACACGACGGAGACACGGUGUCAGUGCACCGGCCGAGCUUCUACGCGCAGCGGUUCCUCGACUUCAUGGCCAAGACUGUAUUCAAGAAGAUACCUUCGUUGGACCUACCAGAGAUAAAGGGGAACCACCGCAAGUUCCGAACACUGGUCACCAGCUACAUAGCACUGAAACACUCGCCGUCGAAGCGGAAGAGCAUCGCCAAGCCGACGCGUACGCAGGAGGAGAUAGACACUGCAGGACGUAUAUACAUUGGACGACCUAUUAAGGACUACAACCCAGACUAUAUCAAGUCGAGAUCGCCUAGGUCUUCAGUGAGAUCUAGCAUGAGCGAUUUUACCGACACUACCAUAUCCACUUGGAACCAAAAGCAUCCAGUCAUUCAGCCUACUACCGAAUACCCUUCAGUCUUGUCCGACAGGCUAAAAUUCGAUAGAGAGCGCACGACGUUCCCUAGACGCAUCGAUUUUGACACAUCAAACCGCGACCCGUGCACGUCAUACGCGGACAAUGUGUACAGAGCGUCAAUCCAGGAACGAAUGGAAACAUUAUCCGAUCAACUAACUAAAGUCUUAAGCACUGGAGCUGGGAGCUCCCAUAUAAACGGAAGCCUGGCCGACAGCGGCAUCCAAACUGACAAUACCAGUACUAGCGUACCCCAGAUUUACAUAGCUGAUGCCCAAACAUACACAGCCAACGUCAAAAUCCUCAAAGACGCAGCCGUCGACACUAGAAAUGAAAACAACUUACAAGACAUACCCUUUAUAGACGACGACGAAGAGGACAAACUAAAAAGACGCAACGUGUUAGAAAAACACAAAAGCAUGUCUAAUAUCCCAGAGAAUAUCGUCGAAGAGAAAGAAUCGUCCAACGAAAGGUUAUCAAGCAGCUUCAACCGUUCCAAAUCGCCGACGUUCGUUGAGAAGUUCAAGAAAUUUUUCGUUGACAUUGGUCUGGUUAAGUCUGAAAGCGUUCCCGACUCCAGUUUGAAAGCUGAGACGUCGAACACGUUACCUAAGAGCUUGAACUCGAGCUAUCGCACCAGAAGCGCAACGCCAACUAACCUGGAACUCAGAGAUAGCUCAACAUUGCCCAAAGACAUGAGGUUCCGGAAAGUUCGCUCGACGCAAACCGUUUACAUAAAACCGGAAUCUCCUGUGGCAAACAGAGCAAUGCAAACCAAAGAACACGUUUCGGUUGUGAAACUAAACGGGGACGAGUAUAUUAAAGACUCAGAGUCAGAAGCGUUUAUGAACGAAGUAGUCUAUAUUAAAAGUAUAGAAAAAACUGAGAUAUAUAACGCUAAGGGCAGUGGGAGUACUAUUAUAGUUGUACCGCCAGCAGAUUGAAGAGAGAUUCAACAGAGAUUGGGAUCGGAAAUGAAAUGAAAUGAAAUGAAAUGAAAUGAAAUUUAUUCUGUGCAUGGUAUUCAGGUUACAAACAGCUGUUAUUUUUCCUUGAGUAUCACCAAAGACUGCCUUUUCAGGCAUACACACAGAUUAUUUAAAAACAAUAACAAAUAAUAAUAUCAAUUUUACAAAUAAUCUACACACUUAAUACAUGCUUUAAAUUAUAUACAUAAAACCUGUUAUUUGUAAUCUAAAUAUUCUUUUACGCUGUAAAAGCAUCUAUCUGCAAGCCAGAGUUUAACUGCUACGCGAAACUUAUUGAGUUUGCAGUCCUUGAAAGUAUCCGGUAAUUUAUUAAAUAUUUUUAUACACAUGGGAAAGCAGUUAUUAGAGGCAAGCGUUAAUUUUGACAAUGGCUUAUACAACUUGUGCCUGUAUUGAGACCGCAGAACACGAGUACUGACCUCUUGGCAUUGUUGAAAGAGACUUUUGUAUUUAUAAACAAAAAUACAGACAUCUAAAAUGUAAAGACUUGGCAAAGUUAGUAAUUUAUAUUGUCUAAAAUAUGGACGACAUGAAUCAGUGACUUUAAGGCCGAAGAUAGCUCGAAGACAUCUUUUCUGUACUAUAAAAACUUUCUCGCUUUGACAACAAUUUCCCCAGAUAAUGAUGCCAUAGCGUAAUACAGAACUGACAUAUCCGUUAUAGGCUAUUAUAGCGGCCUCAACAGAGACAAUUUGGCUAACACGUCUCAGUGCAUACACAAACCUAUUUACUUUAGAACAGACGCCAUCUACGUGCGCUUUCCAAUUACAAUGACAGUCUAUAGUUAUGCCCAAAAAUGUUAUGUUCUGAACCUCUUCCACCGGUUGCCCUUCAUAGUUUAUAUUUAAUUUCAAUGGUUUGCCUUUAUAAGUACGGUAUUGCAUGUAUUUUGUUUUAGGUAUAUUUACUUUUAAGUUAUUAAUCGUGAGCCAAUUUGUAAUUUUUAAUAACGCGUCAUUAAUUUCUUGUUCGUAAAGGUCUAAUUUUGUGCCCUUUACAAUUACGGUCGUAUCAUCCGCGAAUAAAAUACAUUCGUGGGGAACCACAUCAGGCAAGUCGUUAAUAUAGACCAGAAAAAGAAGUGGACACUUUAGACUUGUGGUCUUACUUAUUCACAUUUUGCAAACACGAUGGGUUUUGUUAGUGUAAAAUUGUUAGUUAUGUUAAGUAGUUAAACUCAUGGUCGUUUGUCCUAGUAAGUUUAGUCAAAAGUUAUUUAAAGAAUCUGCGUCAUAUCCCUACUAUCCCGUUUUCAAAGGGUCCGCUCACCUAACCAGAAGAUUUGACAGGUCCAGUUUUUUACAGAAGCGACUGCCUGUCUGACCUAUCUGUUGUUUAAUGAUUGAUCAUAAGUAGCUUAUAUAAAUCACGCUGCUCCACUGCGGGUUGGUGGGGAAGUCCAGGCCCAUCCGGCACAACGAAAUCAUUAUCACACAUAAAACAAUGAAAAAAAAAAAAUUAAAAAUACACUCGAAAUCGUGUUUGCGAAGUGUUAAAGACUUUUGCUAAAAAUGUCGUAAUUUAACGUACAUUGUUGGUUUUGAACCGUUUGAUAUUUGUAAAAUCAUCAUCAUCAUCAUCCUGCCAGCACUCUGAGUGGGGUCGGCACAGCAUGUAUUUAUUCCUCUUGCAUCCUUAAUCUUCUUCUUAUCGUGUGGGUUGUGAGGUGACGUACCAACCUCAUCAACCCUGGUGUCAGGCAUCCUUAAUAAAAAUGUUGGAAUCCGACAGUGUACGCUGAACGCCUUAUUAUAAGGUGCUUUUUACACAACAUGAGAUAUUUUUCGUAGAAUAAAUAUUCGUAAAUGUAUUCAAAUAAAAAAAAAAUGUACUAAAAAUUUAAGUAUCGACUAAAUAUCAUCAAAUUUUAUUCCUAGUUCGCUUAGGACAUUGCAAUCUGAUCACUCGAUUGUCUGCAAGUAAGAUGAUCUGUACUUCGAGCAAGUCGGUCCUGGCUACUAUUUACUUGACCCUUUCACGGGCAGAGACCAUGGGUCAUUGAUGGUUCAUAAUAGGUAGUAUGACACCUUGGGAUCGGAACGUCCGUAGACGUUCAGUCCUUGAAAGUGUUAAAUAGUCGUUACAUGAGCCAUGUCAAGGACCGCAAUAGUAACCCUGACACACAACCCCUGACAGGGUUGAUUAGUUCAGAGAUUGACCUCACGCAGUACUCACACGAAGGAGGACUACUCUAGAGUUGAAAAUAAUUUUUUUAGUGCAUUUGUACAUUUUACAAAUUAUAAAAAAGAAAUGUUAACAGUGGUGUCAAUUCGGAUGGGCACAAAAUUAACCUAAUUUCAGUUUGACAGCUGUUAAACUAGUGCCGUCCUUUACUUACAGUAAGCGAAAGAAAGAGAAGGAACUAGUUAUGGUCGUGUCAAAUUAAGUUGGCGUUUGUCCGGAUCGACAGCAUUAUAUAAUAAUGAUAUGUAUUUUUGUAUUAACGUAUAUUUUAUAACUGAUGGAUAAUGUUAGACAUAUUUACUGCUAUACUAAGGCAAAUACCAAGAAAAAAAUGUUAAUGUCAUAAUUGAAAAUGUUAAAAUGUACCAACCUUACAAAAACUUUUAUGUUCGGCCAAAUAGUUGACGCCAUUUUAGCGUCAAAACUGCAAUAAGUUACGUCAAAAGAAAAAAAAAUGAGGAUUUUUUUUAAUUCUGAAUUUGAAAAUUCUGGCCAAGUAGUUUAUGCCAAUAACGUCAAAAGUAUAAUAAGUCACGGCAAAAAAAUGUGAGGAUUUUAUUUUAGUUUUUUUUUGGUGAAGCGAAAAAUUGCCCUGUAAAUAAUAACUAUUUAAUUAUGUACGUGCGUGUGGUUCUUCUUAGAGAUUCAAGUCGUUUCUGGCGAUAAGUUGUUAUUAAACACCAUUUUGGCCUUUUGUGCUGUGCUGACAAAAUAUAAUUCGUCGCUUUAUAGUGAGCGCCUGUUUGAAAAAUAUCUCUCAGACGACGCCCUGACCUGAGGUUCGCGCCCAACUGGGCACCCUCAGGUCUGUUGUCUUAAAUGUUGUACCGGGUGAGAGCCUUCAGCGCUCCCCAUUUCUCCGGCCAAGUAUUUAAUGCCAUCUGCGGCAAACCUGCAAUAAGUCACGUCAAAAAAAAAAAAGGCUUUUUAACCCCUUGACGUGAUUUUCUUGCAGAAAAUAUUGUUUUUUUCUUUU